This is a messenger RNA of Anopheles funestus (African malaria mosquito), 12958 nucleotides long. It is a transcript of the gene pHCl-1, whose product is annotated as glutamate-gated chloride channel. Gene Ontology annotation, biological process: signal transduction; chloride transmembrane transport; regulation of membrane potential. Gene Ontology annotation, molecular function: neurotransmitter receptor activity; chloride channel activity; extracellular ligand-gated monoatomic ion channel activity. Gene Ontology annotation, cellular component: neuron projection; synapse; membrane. Lineage: Eukaryota; Metazoa; Arthropoda; Insecta; Diptera; Culicidae. The coding region runs from base 2083 to 4734 and encodes 883 amino acids. The record is from RefSeq and is a predicted model, not a curated record. The transcript has 19 exons.
UGAUUUCUUCCCCUUGGGUAACGAAAAUCUCGAACGCUCACUCACAUUCACCUUCGCAAUGGUUCUCAUUUUCACCGCUGAGUUACCCUUUGUUUCGAUUUUCCACUUAUCCGAGGGUGAUCUACUGAAGCUGGUGUGGUGUAAAGAGAAACAGAGAAAGAGAGUGAGAGUUGCAAACAGAUGAAGUAUAGUUCUCCUCACUGUAGGCAGCGCCCUCUGCACGUAACGAAAUGAAGUAACAGACGAGAAUGCUUCAUGUGAAGGAAAAUUCGCGACAUAUUUUCUUUUUUUAAUUUGUUUCCCUUUCAUGUUGCAUCCCUUACGCCAUACACUCAUUGCGUCACUCACCACGUGGCACUCGUGGCUGAUGGAGAGAGAAUAGGGGCGGUUUGAGUGUGUUCUCGUCUCGAUCGAGCACCGCGGCACGGAGCACUCUUUUGCGAUCUCGUCAUUUUUUGCAGUUACUUGCCAGCGCAUUCGACCGUUACCCUCAGUGCGUUGCGGAUUUUCACCGGAAAAACAUCCACCAACUUGGUGCUUGGCUCACGCGUACAUCAAGCUAAACCCCCGCCCGCCCUCAACUUGGAUGGGUACCCGUGAAGGAUCGUGAAGUGUGGUUCAACUUGAAGUUAGACAUUUUGUCACAACACUUCACCCAAAACUCCCGUCAGUGUUUUGCUGUUUUUGCGUGCAGCAAACAAAAACGCCACAAACGGUAGCGAGAAGUUGGCAAGCAAGAAAACCGACUCAAAAUUGAAAAGCCGCAAACCGUAGUUGGAAUCGAAGUUUUCCUUUGCUUUUUGCAAAACCAAAAUAGGAAAAAAGAAGAAAAACACAACCUCUCCGUCUGAUGUGAAUUUUCGGCAGUUACCGGGAGUGUGUGACUAGUGGUGACGAUCUGCGUGCGUGUGUUUGUGUACAUGUGUUUGUAAGGGUACGUGUGCUCGGUGCAUAUGUGGUGGUUCGAAGCAUCCGUUUCGGUCGUGUAUUCUGGAUGGCCCAAUGCUGUGUGUGUGUGUGCAGGUAUGCGUGCGUGUGUGUAUCUCCCUUUUCGGUAGGGGUAAUUGUUGUGUAAGGCUUCGGUUGUAGUGAAUUUUUCGCCGAUUUGCUCAGCAUCGGAAGCCGAAAAAGUUCGCACCAUUUCGCAAGCGUACGAGACAUCGAGAUCCUUUGCGGAAAGAACGGUUCGUAUGAUAGUAUCGCAUUGAAAUAUUUGCUAUUUUGUUACUGCCUUUCUACUACACGAUCAAAAACAAAAAAUUGGAAAAAAUGGCCCAACCGUCUAAACGAUCGCGUGUGUAAGCGAACGAAAGAGUAAGCGAGAGAGAGAGCGAGUUAGUGUAAAGUGGUGAAUAAAAGAUUCUAAGUAAAACGCACUUAGAACGGAAACGAGCCGAAACAUCCGGUAGAAAUCGAUACGCUACGCAAAGCUCGGUUAGAGUAAGCGUGAAGGCAAAGGCACUUGCCGCUCACGAAAAUUUUUGGAAAGUUUUCCCAACAUCAGCAUCAGGGCGCACCGCGUACCGUAAGUGUGUGAACUUCAUUAAGAGUGUAUGUGUGUGUGACAGAGCGAGAGCGAAGAAGAAAAAGCUGUGAGAGAAAACGAGCAAGGCAACAGAAUUCAACUAGGAUUGCAGUUUUCCCGUUUUUGCCGAUGUGCAGCUAGUGAAAGAAUAGUUUUCGGGAAUCGAGUCCUUGCUUCCUUGUGUCUGAUUUUUUUGUUGUAUUGCUUUUGGGUGUUUGUGUUUUUGGUUUCGUGAUUGUGGACAGUGUUAGUGGUUAGUGCACUUCAACGUUUGUGCUGCGUGCAAGAUCCGUUUCCGGGCCAUUUAUGUGUAUGUGUGUGUUUCGGUGUGUUGGCAUGCUAGAGGUUGACCAUUUGUGAGUUUGAAACGAAGUGUGUUGGUAGCCCACUUUUGGAAGUAGACACAGCUGUACGGCUAACGAACUGUGGCGCUUUGACGAACGACCGAAAAGGGGACCAAGAGUAAAGUCCAAUCGAAUGCAGAACUCAUAUAUGCACGGAGCAGUUGCAAGCGCGUUGUUUCGGUUUCAUUAACCGUAUGCAAAAGAUGUCAUAAUAUGGGUUACUCGUGCGAAAGUGCGCAUCUACAGUAUCGACCAGUACGAUCGGACCGCAACCAGCGAAGUUGGUCAACCGAACCACUGCAGCUGGACACCCCCAGAACAACCGGUGACAUCCGUCAACCACAAACCACGACCGCAACUAACCGCAGCAACCGCACACCACCAACCCAACCGCCCGACAUCGCAUCGACGCUUUCGCCACUGCGAAGCACCAGUGUGGCCGAAGGGUUGUGCAGCGAAACCGAACCGGCCCGGAAGGAAAGGAUCGUCCUGGCCGCGCUUAAGAAACGGCGAAGAAGUCUCUCCCCCACCGAGCCCACCACCCACGCCACCAUUCCCCGGUGGCACGCUUCCUUCAACCUGCUUCGCCCGUCGGCCGUAUUUGACGGUUACUCGACGAUCGUGCUCGAAAAGCUGUCCCGCUUUAUCAGCCGUCAUGUUGCAGUGACCGGACAGGCAGUCGCAUCACAUCAGCAUGCUACCAUCCACCAGCAUGUGGCCCCAGGUUCGGUCUCGUCCACUAGCGCUACGAGUCGCUCACCAAUGACGCGCAUCACACCGUCCACCAGCUCCAGUCCGGGCAGCCAGCAGGCGAGGCACGCGGAUGGCGAGUCCUGCCGCAGCGAGGCGCAAACGGAAGCGCAACGUGCGGAACCAACGCAAUUCCAGGCCCGCACCGUGCAUCGGGACGUAGCGGCGGUCACUAGCAGGCCCGCCACUAGCCACCAUCUUGUAAGACAUUCACUUUGUUUAUACGCAGCCUCUAGUGUACUACUAGCGUUAUGUUAUCUAACGAUACCAACAGUUGCCUCAGACACAGCGCACCCCAUCAGAAGAGGAAGAGUUCGAUUCGCCGAAGGGAAGUCGGAUAAGGAAAUUUUAGAUCAUCUGUUAAAAAACUCUCGCUACGAUAAGCGUUUGCUACCACCAGUGGACGAUGCGGAUUUUUGCUGUGGCAUGCACACGCCGGAAAUGGCUAAACACAUACCGGAUAUGCGUGUUCCAGGACGACCCCAGAAUCGUGGUACAUUGACUGUGAACGUUAGCGUUUUACUAUUAAGCUUAGCGUCACCCGACGAAUCUAGUUUGAAAUAUGAGGUGGAAUUUUUACUGCAGCAGCAGUGGUUCGAUCCGCGGCUCCGAUACGCAAACCAGUCGCAGUACGAGUAUCUGAAUGCGAUACACCACCACGAAGAUAUUUGGUUACCGGAUACGUACUUCAUCAUGCACGGCGACUUUAAGGAUCCGAUCAUACCGAUGCAUUUUGCGCUUCGGAUAUACCGCAAUGGAACGAUUAAUUAUCUAAUGAGGAGGCAUCUCAUACUGUCCUGCCAAGGACGGUUAAACAUAUUUCCCUUCGACGAUCCACUGUGUUCUUUUGCUUUAGAAAGCAUAUCGUACGAACAAUCGGCAAUAACGUACGUCUGGAAAAAUGACGAGGACACUCUCCGGAAGAGUCCUUCGCUGACGACCUUAAACGCGUACUUGAUACAGAACCAAACAAUUGCCUGCCCCAUCAAAGCGAGCUGGAGAGCCGAAGGACAAACGUUGUCGGUAGAAGACGAAGAGUUUCUUUGUAAUUUAUGUCAGAGACGAUUUGAGGAGCAAGGAAAUUACAGUUGUCUGAAGGUGGAUUUAAUAUUUACAAGAGAUCGAGCAUUCUAUUUCACCACCGUCUUUAUACCGGGCAUCAUACUGGUGACGUCAUCGUUCAUCACCUUCUGGCUAGAAUGGAACGCCGUACCGGCCCGUUCGAUGAUAGGUGUAACGACCAUGUUGAAUUUUUUCACCACCUCAAACGGUUUCCGCAGUACACUUCCGGUCGUGUCGAACCUGACGGCGAUGAACGUGUGGGACGGCGUGUGCAUGUGCUUCAUCUACGCCUCGCUGCUGGAGUUCGUCUGCGUCAACUAUGUCGGCCGGAAGCGACCGUUGCACAACGUUGUAUAUAGACCUGGAGAGAAUCCAGUUACUCAGCGUCUUCCAGCUGUCCUAAGCAGGAUCGGAAUAAUUCUCGCUAGUCCCCUGGAAACAAUUGACCGCGAGUUUCACACCGCCAUUGCCGCGGAGAAGACAACUCCGGCCACUGGCACGGUCUCUACUGCUGCCGCCGCUACUGUCGCUGCCGCCGCCACCACAACCACGCGCAUCGCGCAAACGCAACCGCAACGCAAUGUACAGCUAGCUCCAGCAGCUACCGCAGCAACCCCGAUCGCCACCACAGCCGGAGUCGCUACGUGUGCCGUCGGUCAGCGACCGGCGCAAGCCACUGUGGUACUGUGCGAGGAAGGCCUGUCCACCGAUACGUCCACCGAGCCCGGUCUAACCCACCGUCGUCCCACGAUCGAGACGAAGCUUAACGAGGCCGGGCUCAUGGAAACGAGCUUUGGUGUCAAGAAGCGGGAAUCCGGUGGACCGAACGAGAUCGUCGCGUGUACCAGUUGUGCGGGCGGCACAAGCCCCUGCACACACUCGGCGAACAAUGGCUGUGCAACUGAGACGUGCUUCGUGCAAGUGCGCAAAAAGGAACCGCCGCAUCCGAUACGCGUCGCGAAAACGAUCGACGUGAUCGCGCGCAUUACCUUCCCGUCGGCGUACGCCGUGUUUUUGAUAUUUUUCUUCAUCCACUACAAAGGAUUCUCCUAGAAUACGAUCCAGAAGUCACUCAUCCACAAGAUCUACACCAACAACCUGCUGUAACGGAGGGUGUCCUGGCGACGGUGCGGCCUUUUAUCUACGCGUUUGUUGGUCACGGAGAGUAUGUGCGAUGGUGAGAAAGGAUCACCACACGGUCCGACAUAUGAAUCAUAUAUCACACACACAUACACCCACACAUCACUCAUCCGGGUGCUCUCUCUCCGCUUCGUUUGCAACCAUACAACUAUCAGCUUAGAGCCGCUGGAGGGAGGGUACAACACUAUGCUAACCGAUACCGAUGUUCCUAAACAAAGCCUCGGAUGCCUCGGAACUCACCAACUGUUACAAAGCUGUUUGCAUUCAACCAUUGUCGCCCCUGUUUUGUAUCACCUGCUGAAGCUUUCAGGGACAAAGUCCCGUCCCUUGCGCCCGGUACGGCCGAACGAUCGAUCGGUUAGCUUCAAAAGCAUCCUGGGUUCGGGUCCGGUUCGGUGUACCAUCUCAAAAACAAAACAAAAAAAAACAUCCAAACCACCAUCACCGCACGAUUAGUAAUCAAACGAUGGCUAAAUCAAACCAACAGAUACUGCCUUUUUUCAUAACGAAUAUGCACCGGGGGUGGCGUACCAGGGAGCCGGGAAGCCGAUUCGAUUCGAUUGAUUUGUGAUACGCGAACCAAAAUCGGGGGGGACGAACUCAAUUAGACCGCAAAAUGGUGAACCGCCGAAAUGCAGCCCGCAAAACGUACAACUCAGCAUAAAGCCAAGCCAUCGCGCAUCAUUAUUGCAGGCAAACUGUUUCAAUUCGACAAAUGUAGAAGAACCAAAAUAAUCAAAACCGAUCCCACGGUUCGGUUUUUGUAGGUAACAGCUACCGCUAGGCAUGGGAACCGAUAGCUAAAUGAUCCAGUGACGUAUAAUAGACGAAACUAUGAUUGCCUGUAAAUCGAUACACAUUUUUUUGCAUAAAGUAAAAAUCGAAUAGAGUCCGUUUAAUCUUACACAAGCACAAAUACGAUACUGAGCGGUUGGAAAGGAUAAGAGCAAACAAAAAAACAUCUGAACUAAAACGAAAAUAGCUCAGCUAGUGAAGUAGACUUUACCAACCAUCAAAUUACAUCCCUGUCAGUAAUGAGAGAAAAAAAGUAAACAAUUACGCAAAAGCGUAUUCAUGCUGCGCUUCCCGGCAUCCGGCAAACAAGCAACACACAAAAAACUAGAUAAAAUUAUGCUGUUAUUCUUUGCAAACAAAAAGUGCAAAGAUGUAAAUUGCCAAUAGCAAUAUGAACGUGAAACACAACAACACUAGACACAGAACAAAACCAUCCUCACACAUACACAAUCACACUAAUAUGUAAGGGUAAUUUGAAUAUUCACAAGCGAAAUAGUUCAUUCAAAAUGUAUGCUUAGAAGAAGCAUACAGGUACGAAACCUUAGGUUAGCUAAAAGAUGUCCUCAAACUUAUGCCCAGGAGGACUUAGACAUUAAAUCAAUCACAAUUUGUUAGUACGUUCAAUUAAGGAAAAGGUAAUUUAUCGAACCAAGAACUAUGCAGCAAUGCACCAUACACGAGUAAUGUACCAAAGUUCCUUGCUAAAAGCUUACGACCAACCACCAAACAGACACAAUCUACUAUUUCUCUCAGUUUCAAUGCAGCUUGUUAGUAAUAUGAUUCGGUUUCGAUCGUAGUAGAAACUUAAGAACGAUCACAGUUGAAGUUACACUAUGAGGCGGUAGUUCGGUUCUAACCAUGUGACCAGAAUGUUUGAGUGUUAUAAAAAGCCUUGUGUGCUUGUAGGCAAAUUCUCUGUGAUCUCGUUGAACCACUUGCGAGAAGUGGAUAGUGAAGAAGGGUGCGAUACAGAGUAACUGAAGAAGGAACACUAAUUUCCAUGGAAUGUGACAUUUUAUUUAACUUUUUUAUUCUCACACAAGACCAACCAACUAAACAUAAAAUCACUUACCUUAUGGAGAAGAAAAACACUUGUGCUCGAAGAGAGGAUUGCUUUUUCUAGACCUUUUUUUUCUUCUACAGCUUAAGAGGUACUACAUAUAACAAAAAAACCCCCCGAAUUGUCUACCGCAACUUUCAAGAAAAUUUGCUGUGCUUAGUAGCGUUCAACGAACUCGCACAAUGAUUGAAACCACGUGGUUUACAAUUUGCCUUCGAUAAUGUUUGACAUUCGGACCAACUUAGUUUAAGAACGCUUCUUCCAUCACGCAAGAUGCAUAGGCCACCCUGUCGGUUAGCACCAUUAGAUAGCACCUUUUUGGUUUUCCGAUUUUACACUAAAUCAUCGCACUGCAAAAUGUUCACUUUUUGCCUUAAAAUUGUAGCGCCAUUUUUCCGUACCAUGUGUCUUGGUUGAGCGAUAAAAACACAUUCAAUUUUGCUUCAUUUCGCUAUUCGUCUCUCGAGAUGGUAGUGUUUUGGAUGUUACUAAUAGCUAGAAGAAAAUGAAAACGUUCAUAGUGAGAAACCUUUUUUUCCUCAUCCUCGGUUUCGAUUUGUGCGGCAAGGAGCAAACAAAUAAAUGCUUUUUUGGGCAUUUGGGUUUCCUUUUCCUUUGCCUACGAUUUGCUACCUACUUUGCCGGUUUGAAUUUUACUCACCCUAAUGGUUAUGUACGGAAACGUGGAACAAACAUCGAUCGGAAAGUCUGAUAUGUGUAGCAAAUGGCACGCUUGCAUGAAAAAUCACAAGCAAAAGGGAAGAAAAACUGCACGAGUAAAAAGGAAGAAAGAUCGCUCAAUCCUAACCAUAACUCUUUUUUCACUAUGUAACAUGUCAACAUAGCAAAAACAAAUCAAACGAACAACAAAUCGCAUUCCGAUUGAAGAAAAGAGAUAAAAAAUACCACAAACUUAGAACCGAAGAAGGAAUGUAAGCAAAAAGCUAACAUCAGUGCAUAAAACAUAGAAAUCGAUGAACAAAGUGGAAAACAAAACGAGAAGUAAUCAAUAUGAAUGUAAAACACUAACUAAAACGCUGAAACCAAGUGCUUAAUUUGCAUCAUUUAACAUAUCAAAACGUAGUGAAAGCGGAACAACAUAAUGCUAGUGAAAAGGGAAGAUGGAGAAGAUGAAAAAUGGUAAAACAAAAUUGUUUCAAAAACAUCACCAAACCUGGAAGAGGAUAUUUGAAAUUAGAUAACCAAACGAAAACAAGCAAACAAGUAAGACAAAACGGGAAAGAAUGCAACAAACACUAAAGAAACAAACUACUGAACGCCACUCUAAAACAAUCUAUCGCUUGAAUGCCUUUUGAAAAAAAAAACAAAGCAAACAAACCUUAUCGUAAUAAUGCAAAAAGUGGUUAAGCUUUUUGUUGACGAUUUUUUAGGAAAUCGGAAAAAAACACGACUUGCACAUAUUUCUUUUCUACACAAACUGCUCAACGAGUUAAUUGAUCAUUUUCUUACUAGUCUACGCGUAACUGCUAGGGAACGUAACUAUUCUAAACUAAUUCUAAACACAAACGUGCAACAAUAGGAAAGUAAACAACGGUGGUAAAUAUAUAAACAUUGUGCAUGUUUAGUUGAUCAUUCGGUGGUGCACAACGCAAUGUCCUGUGCUAUCGUUAUGCCCGAUCGAUGGUCGCUAUCGUAACCUCUUUUACUGCUGCAAAAAAAUGAAGGAUUUUGUAAAUUACGUUUAAAAAAAACACUACCAUUUAAUGCAUCCAACACCUACUUUCCAUUAAGAAGAAAAAAAACACCGAAAAGACAUUAACGAAUAAUGAAAAUGCUUCUUUAAAAAAGAAAACAAACAAAAUGUUACUUCAAAGUGUAGCAACAACCCAAAAAAAACAAAAGGAAGAACAGAAAAAAAAACACUCACUCGCUCGAAACCAUUUAAACAACUACUGUACGUAUGUAAAAAAAAGAAGUAUUUAAAGCAAAGAGUCAGCUAAGAGUCAAUGCAUCCGCAUCGGAAAUGGGAUGUGUACAGUGUAUUUUGUAAAGUUUAUCAUAAGUAUGUCGAUACGGCACUCCUUUACAACCCUAAAAAUCACCAUUACACAUGCACAUAUGACACAGGAGCAGCCAGAGCUCUUGCUACACUACACUUCCCCCCAAAUCAAACUUGCUUGCUUUUUUCGGUAAUGAAAUUUACUACCAUAAUUAUCACUGACAAACGGUUCCUUAAAGCUUCAUUUCUUUGUAAUACUCUUCCGAAGCAACGAGAGAUCCUUUUUCUAAUUUAAACAAUUUUUUCUCUCUUUUCGACGGUUUUUUUUGUAAAGAAAAUCAAAACAACCCUUUUACACCUACUUUCGCUUGUCUCUUGCGUAAUGUUGGAAAUGUCUUACAUAUUCUCAGCGCACCACACAAACACAAAAACACAUCCAAAACAGCCCCAUUGAAAAUCAUCUGUAAAAGCAUACGGUUUAAAUAAUGAAUAUAACAAACGAAAAAAAAAAUACAGCUCAGCUAAGAUUGUGAUUUACCAAAGAUGAUGAUGAAUACGCCGAGAGGAUAUGUAGCGAGUAAUAAUCGUUAACACACAAAAAAGCAAAUGUGCGAAAAGAAAAAACACACACACACACACAUGUGAACAACAUGGCCUCCUCGGUAUUGUGGUGAUUUGCACCGUGAACACACGACACAAAUACACUCGCGCUCGGCUUUCAUUAACAGAAGCGCUUUGCAAAACGAAAAGCAAUUUGGAUGUGGCUAAUGCUAAACACAGCCUCAGCCUCAUGUGCAACUUGAAAUAGAUAAAUUAAUUGAUGCAAGUAAACAGAAACAGAAACCAAAAAAAAAAAAAAGACCAAGGGGAGGGUCGAGGUCUCAAAACAGAGAGUAAAGAUAAUAAAUUAUUCCACUGAAAUAGGUCAGAUUUACUGUUGGAUACAUUGAACACAAUUGGAAAACGCAACCAAACAAAAACAUUAACUUAACAUGAUAGAAAUGAUGUACAUUGGUGAUUAAUGCUUAGCAGCAAAAUAGUAGUUUUCUAUACUUUUUUUUAUUUAUCUUUAUUUAACAUGAAAACAAAAAAAAGUUUAUUAAACUUAUCGAAUAUUAAACUUUAUUUUCUCGUGCAAAAGUGAAAGCUUUAAAUAGAAACAAACCAAUUAGAUAACGGAAGCUCUUAGCUUGUGUCGAUUUUUAUGUUUUGUUGCGUGUUUUCUGAUUUUUCCUUUUCCCCGUUGGAAUCACUCCCAAAACUUGCAUUGUACAGACAGUCUAGCAUAAGCACAAUUGUUGAGCAAAAAAUUAAGCGACAAAGGCAGAAAAGAAUUACACAAUUCAGGGUAAAGGUUUUUAUACGAAAUUUAAGCAAACAAACAAAAACAAACACACAAACACACAAAUAAGUCAAAUUCUCAACCAAACGUAAAAAAAAAUGCUAACAAAAACCAUAAACGUAAAUAUUGCAAACGAACAAAUCCGUGCACGUUAAUGCGUAUGAUUGCCACUUGUACAUUAGUAACACUAAACAAAACCGAACGCUCAAGCUAUACAAACGGCGAAAUAGCGACGAGUUGUUAAUAGAGUAGCUAAAAAAAAGAGCUAAACCAUCACGUUGCGCUUCUUUAAAGCAUGUAAAAUGGCAUGAAGUAAGCAAUACUUAAGCCAACUAAGGUACGAUUCAGGACAAAGCGUAAAACGGCAUUUUGUCCAUACGACAGCGUUUUACGGCCAUAGUUGCAUACUUUCUCGUACCGAAAAUCAAAACAUUUCCAACCAAAACAUAAAUCACACAGGCACACGAAACAAAUUAAUAAUUAAAAAUCUCCAUUAUUUCAUGCACCAUUUUGCCUGCGAAAACUAAAGCCGUUAAGCAGAGAAGUGUUAUUGUUUGUAUUUUUUUCUUUUUGUCCACCCAAGUGGAACUAAAUUAGUUACAGAAGCAUAAAAAUCACACACACACACACACAAAUAUACAACACAAUGAAAAUGUACUAACAAAAAAAAACGUUCGAACAAUAUGGGUAAUAAGUAAGUGCGUAGAUGUGCGAAGCCGAAUGCAAGCGCGCGCAUCUUUAAACGCUCGAGGAAUUAUUGGGACGGGUUUUUGCGAGAACGGAGAACGAAGCUAGGGACAAGUUUGUUAGGCAAAAGUGGAAAAGUAAGCGUUACCUGACGCAACAUUAGCAAAACCAAAUAGAAGCAACAGGACAGCAACAUAACAACAAAAGAAAAUUACAAAAGUUGUCAAUAAUGCUGAUUAGUAAGCUGAACUAUAAGCGAAGAAACCCCGGAACUUGCAAACUAGAAAAGAAAAACAAGAAGAAAGACAGACCCUUAUGCUUUAGAAAAAAAAAUAAACAUAGCAUUACGCAUGGCACGGAUGAAACAAAAGCAAACAAAGCUGAGCUAAGCUUAAAACUAAAACACGUACCGAAAAGGACAACAAACAAAUAAGAAGCAAUGAAACUUAAAAAGAAAUUAACAAAAAAGUGGAAUAAAAGCGUGAAUACAAAAAUCAAUUUCACAUUAAACAAAAAAAAAAGCAAAUAAUUUUCGUAACCAUGGAAAUAUCGGAACUUGAUGAUAAAAAGACACACACAAAAAUAAAAACAAACUUUGCAAAGCUACAUCCAAGCUACUAAGGGCGGCGGAAAAAGCAAAAUCAUCACUAGCAAAGAUACACAAAACUAGAGCAGGUAAUAGGAAAAGCAACAAAAAAAGGUGACAACUCCUUCAUACUGGCGCUAUGCUAUGAUCGUGCUAUGAUUUUUAUACAUAAAAUAUAUAUAUACACUUAUAUAUAUACAUAUACAUACUUAUAUCAUAGUGUAAUGAACUGUUCAAAAUCCCAUUCAGGCUGUCGAGGUUUUAGUUGGGAAGGUAAUACAGAAAAAAUGCAAAACAACCUAACAACCUAACCUGAAAACGGGCAGGACGUAAAAGGAUAUUUUCUGCACAGUUAGUAAACCCACAAGGGGUAGAAUUCGAAGCUAGCAAACCAAACCAAUGUAUUGCACGAAGACAAACAAACACACAGCUCACACGAACAAUUUUGCAUCUAAAUAUUUCGCUAAACAGUUCACUCAGUUGUAAGUAAUGUUCGUUCAACUAUCGACACCCAGUUUAUAUAUUGUUUCUUCCUUUUUAAAUGUAAUUCGUACUAUUUCUUUUACCUAACAUUUACCUUCUAUUAUCAGUACGGUGCACAGAAACAUGUGCUUUUUUACUACUUUUUAUCGCUUGUACCGUCUUGUUGUACUUUUUACUACCGCAAAUGAAGCAAAGAAAAGCCUUUUUUCUAUUCCAAAUGUUGCCUAUUUUUGCUACACAACUUGAUAAAACAUUAAACACACGUACACACACACACACAGCUAUAAGCAAUAGCUAAAGCAAAACUAAACCACCCCUGACAAAACAAGAAAACAAACAAAAACCGACCACAAAACAAAACGUUACCACAAUCAGUUUUCAAUCGUCCGCAGCGAACUGUUGAUUAUUUGAUAAGUUUUAGCAGCUUAAACUUGUACUGCAAACUUUUACUACAUUUAUCGAAACAAACAAACUGUCAAACAAAACCAAAAGGAAGAAAGAAGAAGAAAAAGAAAGCGAGAGAUAGAGAGAGUAAAUAAAAUGAAAGAAAAAAGUCCUAAACUAAACAAACAAAGCUGUAAAGAUAGCAAGUAAGCACGUAUGUUUGCGUGAGUUAGAACGACUAUGUUUCACGACCUUUGGAAGGAAGCAAAUGUAUGAAACGGUGAACUUGAAUAACGAUAGCAAUUGCAAAGCAGUUACAAAAGUUAAUGCAAAGCGCGCAUUAAAACUAAAUACAACCGUAGUAGCACUAAGACGAUGCAAGCUGCAAGUAGCAAAGCGCGUAAGCGACACAAAACAAUUGGAAGAGAAACAAACAAAACAACAAACGCAACGUUUCAUAGUGCGCUAAAUAGCGAAAACAUAUGACAAAAGAAAGAGACGACAGAAAAUGAAGAGGAUCUAGUAAACAUUUAAUGUUUAAUAAAGCGCAUUAAAGAGGAUUCAGAAGCUUAAAACAAAUAGAGAGAGAGCGAGACAUAAAAUGAGAAGAAGGAAGCGAAGAAAACGAAAGAGAGAGAGAGUAAGAGAGAAGAAAACGAAAAUUAUAUAUAUACACAAAAUAUACAUAAACGUAUAUAUAUAUAUAAAUAAAGAUGGAAAACAACAAGUAAAUUGUGGACAAGACAGAAACCAAAAAAGAAACCCAAAAUGUUGUACGUCACGUUAUGUUUUUAAUUUUAUGAUCCUAAAUAAACGAUUUUUUGAUUGAAAUAAUAAAAA